Messenger RNA from Tribolium castaneum (red flour beetle), 1765 nucleotides. RefSeq lists its product as uncharacterized. Bases 239 to 1273 code for a protein of 344 amino acids. Lineage: Eukaryota; Metazoa; Arthropoda; Insecta; Coleoptera; Tenebrionidae. The transcript has 3 exons. The record is from RefSeq and is a predicted model, not a curated record.
CAGCGGAGUUACUUUAACAACUGCUAACGUCAGGUAUAGAAGCGCCGCGAGUGCGUGCGAAAAGUGUGUGAAUGUGCGUGCCGGUAUAUUUUGAAAAAAAAAUUCGAGUGAAACGGGUGAUAACUUUGGGAGCUUUCCGGAACUGGGGGAGCUUUGGUGCAUUUAAAUCACCGCCAGUGUGCAGAAAUGCAGCCGACCUGAGCCAAGUUUAGUGAGAAUUUUAAAAAAGGGAUACAGGAUGUUCAAAGCAAGGUCCGGAAGUUUGGGCUCUGGAAGCGCCGUUCCGAUGGAACGUAUCAAGAAGGAAACGGAUGUUGAGGCAGCAAUGGCCAACGCCGAUAUCGACAAUCUCGAAGACGCCCGGAAAUUAGCCAGAGAUCUUCGGCAAAAGACGCGAGCGCAAGCACAGCAAAUCAUCGCCUGGAGGCGAGCGUACAAAAUGCAGGAAUCUCUCGUAGCGCGCCUACAGCGCGAAAAAGCCCACCAGCUAAAAAUCCUCAGCGCAAAACUCCUCCUUUUUGAGUCCCGCCUCAUCCGCAAACAGAAGGAAAUCUCCUCAAUGUUGAGUCUCCGCGAAAACAUCAUCCACCGGCAACAAAGAAUCAUCGAAACUUUGACAAACCGUCUCAUCGACAACGGCCUAGAGGUCCCCCAGUCGGAGCUAGCGGAAUUAGAAACGACUUUACCAGACUUAGACUCCCUCAACGAUUCGGACAGUGCUGUGGUUAUGGAGGACAUUGAUUCGGACAGUAACGUCACAAUACCGAAAUUUCGGACCGGAAACUCCGUCAUGCGCUCAAUUUCCGAUGCGAUAGACCCCAGUCUGAAGUACACUUCCAUGCGGCGAAACAACGGCUUUUUACGGCGGCCUGAGAUCCUCGAGACCGUGUACAGCGUCGAAGAGGACGCGGACAAUGAAAAUCAAAGCAACGACAAUACAAACGACGCGAACAAAAAGCGAGACGCGUUCGCAGCGCGUGGAAAAUCAACGUAUAACAUUGAAGAAACGGAAGAGAACGCGGGCCCAAAAGAGGAAAAGGUGGAAAAAAGUGAGGAAAGUGAAGACGACAGGAAGACAAGCCAGGUGAAGACCUACAACCGAGUCAUGUCAAACCACCGGUCGGUCACGAAGCCGAAAGAUGUAAAAUACAAGCGAAUAAAUAAGGCGAAGUCAAAAAGUCUGGAAGAGCUGCGAGGACGUCUGAAAAACUGGGUGGAGCAAGGAACCAAACUGACCGGAAUCACUCUCGAACACAGCCAAAGUUGUGCUUAAUACAGGACCACCACUUUUUGUUUCGUCGUGUUUUGUUUGGUUUUCGUCGCAUUUGUGGUGUUGUUGCUCUGUGUGACUUGAAAAAUUGUGAUAUUUUUUUUGUACAUAAUUACGUAGUCAAUUUGUAUAAAUCUCUUACAUAUCAUCUAAGACGAGGGCCACGAAACACGUUACCGGCCCUUUUUUAGUAUAACUGUGAGGGGAAAACAUUCACUUGCCUAAAUGUAAAAAUGCUUCUAGGUUAUAAAAUCAUCAUUUUGUACAUAAUUAUUUUUUUAUUACGACGUUCCUUUUAGUGUAAGAUCUCUGAAAGUUGCUUCGAGUAGCUUUGAUGUCAGUGCGAUUUCAAAUCAAAUGAAAACACGCAGGUUGUGCUUUUAUUUAUUGUGUUUGUAUACAGUGCGUAUUUUACUCCAUUCCACAUAACAUUAAUGUACGGUUACGAUGUAAGCAAUGUAACGUUUGUGUAACAAUAAAAGACAAUCAGAAUAA